This is a messenger RNA of Bipolaris victoriae FI3, 492 nucleotides long. RefSeq lists its product as hypothetical. The transcript has a single exon. The record is from RefSeq and is a predicted model, not a curated record. Gene Ontology annotation, biological process: intracellular signal transduction; protein phosphorylation. The annotation marks the transcript as partial. Gene Ontology annotation, molecular function: protein serine/threonine kinase activity; ATP binding. NCBI's taxonomy places the organism in Eukaryota, Fungi, Ascomycota, Dothideomycetes, Pleosporales, Pleosporaceae.
AUGCAUGAACGCGGGAUUGUGCACCGCGACAUCAAGGUCGAAAAUAUCAUGGUGGCGCGGGACGGUACGGUCAAAGUGAUUGAUUUUGGCAGCGCAGCUGCGUCGCGGAAUUUGCUUACGGGCGCGCGAAUCGCUAGCUGGGCGAAUUGGAUUGGGACGCCGGUUACUAUGGCCCCGGAAGUGCAUAGAGAGCAGUUUUUUGAUAUGGAGAAGGCGGAUGUGUGGUCGCUUGCUGUGGUGUUUGUGAGGUUGUGGCUAGGUGUGUAUCCCUGGGAGCCAGAGAUGAGACUGGGAGGACUGGAAGAAAAUGAAGCGUUCGGUAUUUAUAUGGAGGAAGUUGGGGAUCAGAGGGUGUGUGGGGAGAGUGAAGAUGAGGAUCGAUUGCUGUGCCAGAUACCGCUUGAGAAAGCGAGAAUCGUUAUUGCUGCGAUGCUGGAGCUUGAUCCAGUGCGGAGGAGCACUUUGCCGAUGGUGUUGGAUAGCACUUGGCUU